AUGUCAUCCGCCGAAGAAAUGAAAAUGAGUGUUUUUACAGAAAAUUCUUCAAAAUCACCAAAAAUUACAUCUUCAACAAAAGAGGAAACUCAAACUAGUCCAUCCCUCACAACACAGACCACACCAAAAUCUACUAAUCCAAACCAACAAAAUAACGUUAAUUCUUCCUCGCCUAGUAAUUCAAUUUCUGCUUCAUCAACACCUCAAACAACGCCGAGUGGUAAACCUCCAGUAGGUAGUGAUGAAUGGCAUAGGCAACGUCGUGAAAACCAUAAAGAAGUAGAACGUCGUCGCCGUGAUACUAUCAACGCUGGUAUCAAUGAAUUGGCAAAAAUUGUGCCUGGUUGUGAGAAAAACAAAGGCAGCAUUCUUAAUAGAGCAGUUCAAUAUAUCCAACAACUCAAAGAAAAUGAAGCUACCAAUAUCGAAAAGUGGACGUUGGAGAAGUUAUUAACAGAUCAAGCUAUUCAAGAAUUACAAGCACAAGUUGAACUUUUAAAGGCUGAAAAUGGAAGGCUCAGAGAAGAAUUAGACGAAUUACAAAAUCCAGCAAAAAAGAAACAGCGAACCGAAUGA
Molecule: messenger RNA, 576 nt
Organism: Entrophospora sp. SA101
Lineage: Eukaryota; Fungi; Glomeromycota; Glomeromycetes; Entrophosporales; Entrophosporaceae
Source: the annotation of a GenBank genome assembly